GUGUGUCAAAAACUAAAAUCUCUAUCAAACGGACAGCAUUUUAUAUAUUUAUAUCCAUACGCAGAAUCAAUACGCAAUCAUAACGUGUCACGUGUGAACUAUAGCGGGCUCAAAGUCAGUCGGGGGAGGAUUCAGCGGGUCUCUUUAGAUCAGAUCUGUCGCUGAACAACUGAAGGAAAUGUUCCACACACUUCUGUUCUGUUGGUGUUGUCUGACCGGUGUGUUUGGUGAAUCGGUGUCAGUGAUGGAGGGAGAUUCUGUCACUUUAAACACCGAUCUCACUGAAAUGCGUGAAUAUAGCAGCAUACUGUGGAAAUAUGGAUCUAAAAAGGCUCUAAUUAUUGAAUGCAGCAGACUUUUUGGGAUUUUCACACAUAAUUACACCGAUGAGAGAUUCAGAGACAGACUGAAGAUAGACGAUCAAACUGGAUCUCUGACCAUCACGAACAUCUCAACUCCACACGCCGGAGAUUAUGAAGUAGAGAUAAGUGGAAUUAAAGUAUCAUCCAAAGAAUUUAGUUUAAAAAACAUCAACCACAGAGUUUCUGUCUAUGCUCGUCUCCCCGUCCCUAACAUCACUAGAGAUUUUUCAGAAAAUCUAUCAUCAUCUUCAUCAUCAAAUUGUUCAUUGUUGUGUUCGGCGGUGAACGUGGGUCAUGUGACUCUCUCCUGGUACAAAGGAAACAGUUUAUUGUCCAGCAUCAGUGUGUCUGAUCUCAGCAUCAGUCUCUCUCUACCUCUGGAGGUGGAACAUCAGGAUAAAAACACCUACAGCUGUGUGAUCAACAACCCCAUCAGAAACCAGACCACACAUCUGGACGUCUGUGAACUUUGUUUGUCAUGUCCAGAUCGAGGCUUACCAUUAUUGUACAUAGCGCUGAUUUCUGGAUCUCUGUUGAUCGUCGCUGCCGUCGUGAUGUACUGCAUCUGCAAGAAAUGUGGAAAAACUGACAAAGAAGUUCAGACCUGUGAGGAAAUGAUAACUUAUGCUGAGCCAACGAUCUACAAAAGAAAUGCACCAGCGAAUGUUAAAAACGAGGACAACGUGGUGUAUGCACCUAUCAUCAUGACAAGGUGAUCGAGCUUUUCCUGAGCUGUACCCUAUCUGUAUUACCACUUAAACGUCCGUAUAAAGUCUAGCGAUGAGUUUUGGCCGGUGUCACAUGCAAGACUUCAGGAAAUGUUCUCUUUGAUGUUCUGUUACCUUUUGUCCAUCCAUUAAAGGUCUGCAGCUUCAAAAGCUAAAUAAAAGCUUGUUCGAUGUGCAGAAACAA
This is a messenger RNA of Puntigrus tetrazona (Sumatra barb), 1274 nucleotides long. Its product is annotated as SLAM family member 5-like. Lineage: Eukaryota; Metazoa; Chordata; Actinopteri; Cypriniformes; Cyprinidae. The transcript is spliced from 6 exons. Bases 179 to 1078 code for a protein of 299 amino acids. The record is from RefSeq and is a predicted model, not a curated record.